Molecule: messenger RNA, 1209 nt
Organism: Gloeophyllum trabeum ATCC 11539
Lineage: Eukaryota; Fungi; Basidiomycota; Agaricomycetes; Gloeophyllales; Gloeophyllaceae
Product: cytochrome P450
Exons: 9
Coding region: 1-1209 (402 amino acids)
Molecular function (GO): oxidoreductase activity, acting on paired donors, with incorporation or reduction of molecular oxygen; monooxygenase activity; heme binding
Source: RefSeq, a predicted model, not a curated record
AUGCCCUACGGGGAGCGAUGGCGCAAAGAGCGCCGCACUUUCCACCAGCACUUCCACCAAGGCGUCGUGGACAGGUAUCAACCGACCCAGAUACGUGAAGCCCGCAGGUGUCUUAAUCGUCUCCUUGCGGACCCGGAUGAUUUCUUGCAUCAUCUACGACACACAUUCGCUGCUGCUGUCAUGAAUAUUGCAUAUGGGAUCGACGUCCUGACCAAAGAUGAUCCGUAUAUUACAACCGCCGAAAUAGCCAUAGGAAGUUUGUCAGAAUCGAGCGUUCCCGGGGCUUUCCUGGUUAACCAGAUUCCCAUCCUCAAGUACGUCCCGACUUGGUUCCCGGGUGCCGGUUUUAAGAAGAAGGCAGAUUAUUGGAGGCAAGUGUCAGACGACAUGCUUAAUAAACCAUUCGAGACCGUGUUGGAGAAUAUGGCAAGCAAUCGAGGGACCGCUGUACCAUCCGUGACAUCUAAAAUGCUUCAAGACCUGCCCGUAGAAGGGGAUAAUACGGAUCAGUUUGAAUUGAUCAAGCACAUAGGCGCCGCUGCCUACUCCGGUAAUAGUGAUACGAAUCUAUUCCAGACUGUGUCGGCAGUGCAGAUGUUCUUCCUCGCUAUGGCCAAGUAUCCCCAGGUUCAGGCUCGCGCUCAGGCCGAGUUGGAUGAGGUUGUCGGAUCCAGCAGGCUACCGGAAUUUUCUGACCGACCGCGUCUGCCCUACAUAAACGCAAUUAUCAUGGAAACUCUCCGAUGGCAGCCCGUUACUCCGUUGGCGUUUCCGCAUUGUUCCACCGAAGAUGACGAGUAUAAAGGUUAUUUCAUUCCUAAGGGCUCCGUUUUAUUCGGCAACACCUGGUAUAUCUUGGCAAUACUGCAUGAUCCGGAGGCGUAUCCAGAACCCGAACGAUUUAUGCCUGAGAGGUUCCUGAAAGACGGCAAGAUUAAUGCCAAUGCUAGUGAUCCCGGCGUGGCAGCUUUUGGCUUUGGAAGACGAAUUUGUCCUGGAAGAUUCCUCAGUGACCGCGCGAUGUUCAGCGUCAUAUCCUCUGUUCUUGCGGUCUUCAACAUCACACCGCCUUUGGACGAACGAGGUAAGCCCAAAGCCCUUGAACCAGCAAUGACCCGAGGCAUUGUACGCAAUGUUGUCCCGUUCCACUGCAUUGUCAGGCCACGAUCCUCCGCUGCGGCCGCUCUGAUACGAGCUCACGGGGAAUAA